Arthroderma uncinatum is the source of this 969-nucleotide messenger RNA. RefSeq lists its product as uncharacterized. The transcript has a single exon. Bases 1 to 969 code for a protein of 322 amino acids. The record is from RefSeq and is a predicted model, not a curated record. NCBI's taxonomy places the organism in Eukaryota, Fungi, Ascomycota, Eurotiomycetes, Onygenales, Arthrodermataceae.
AUGCUUCUUCCUUCCGCCCUGUCGUGCGAGUCACGGCAGCAACAAUAUUCCACUCGCCAGCGCUUCGCUACCUCUCACCUCUUCCCAUCAACUCCUCCUCCUUCCGAUGAUGGCAUAAUUGCUGGCAACGGCCUGCUGGGGACAUGUCGUGCGCUCCAAUCUUUACUAAAUGCAUCCCCCGCGCCGUCACCCAGCCGUGGGCGCACCAGGGCUCCGAAGCCAGAGCGGCUUCAAAGUCCGCUACAGGUGAAACCACCAGCAUACCUGCAACCUUGCACCGCCUCCACGUCAUCAGUGUCUCCUGCAGCAUCCUCGACAGCAGUACGCACUGUCAAGAAGGUCGUCAAGCCGGCCGUAAAGUACCCUCGAGGAGCCAACAAGAGACGGAGAGAGGCCUACGAGGAUCCCAUGGAUUUCCAGCCGGGUAGCAAAAACAGAGAGCACGAGGAUAAAUUCUCAACACCUAAAAGGCAGAGGCGCGCACCGCCAGAGCUACCACUGGGCCUCGAGACCGGGGACUUCCGAUCACUUGAUUCCCCAUCUAGAGGUCGCGGAUCGCAACUAUCACCUACCCAGUCUCCAUGCACCCGACGGCCGUGGAAUCUACGAAGCGAUGAUAUAAAUUCAAUACCUACAACUAUUGUUACAUCUCCCGCCUCUACUACUUCAUGCGCCAUCACAACUACCACCCACAACUCAUUAAACAACGCCAUUGACUCUUCGAUAUUCUCUUCUCCACCCCAUCCAACUGCCGAGUGGACUAGCGAAGAUGACGGAAGGCUAGUCGAACUCGUGCUGGAAAAGCUAAAGCUCUCUAAACGUGACUGGAACGACUGUGCAAGGCGGAUGGGGAAGAACCACGAUUCCGUUGGGAAACGCUGGAAAGCCCUUGUUGGAGAAGGGAACGUCGGCCUCAGACGAGGUCGACGGAUGGUUAGAGGCCGGAUUGAUGAGAGCUGGCGGCCAUGA